This is a messenger RNA of Nothobranchius furzeri (turquoise killifish), 3956 nucleotides long. RefSeq names its product protein FAM13A. The record is from RefSeq and is a predicted model, not a curated record. NCBI's taxonomy places the organism in Eukaryota, Metazoa, Chordata, Actinopteri, Cyprinodontiformes, Nothobranchiidae. Gene Ontology annotation, biological process: signal transduction.
UCGUCAUGGCUACAGAUGCGUCACGUGGUUAGUAACCUAAACAACUUUCUCGGGAAGCUAGCGUUAGAGAAAAGCUAACAACGCUACUUUACCGAAAGUAUUUUUGACUUUAUGCGAGCUUUUUGUUGGGAUGCGAGGAGAAUGCUGAUAAAAAGCUUCAGCAGGUGGUGCAUAAUGUCCAGAAGAAAGGAAAAACUGUGUGCCGCUAACCAAGAGAGGGGUGCUGUCCCAGUCCGCUGAGCUGAAAUGGGUGCAAGCGCUUCAUUAUCACUCUGUAGUGACCCUUCUUCAGUCAGAAUCCUGAAGCCUAGUGCGAGGGUCAGCCCAGAGGUCAUCAUUCCUGCCCGAGUGUCACCUAACAAGUGUGUCUUUGGUGUUGCCUUGGAAACUCUGAAUAAGAAUGGCCAGAUGGUCUGUGGAAUACCCCAUGCAUUUAGAGAUAUGGUGGAGUUCUUAAAUAAACACGGACUGCAUCACAGGGGUCUUUUCCGCGUGUGUGGAUCUGUGGCCCAAACCAGGCAGCUGAGGCAGCAGUGGGAUCGGGGAGAGAGGGUGGACCUGGAGGAGCAGGGGGACGUUCCCACUGUUGCAUCACUUCUCAAACAAUUCCUUAGGGAAUUGCCUACACCUGUAAUACCAGAGCCCCUGCAUCAACAACUGGUUCUAAGCUUAACAGGACAUACAGAUGAGCCCGAGUUGAAUCAGAGACUGAGCGAAAGCCUUUCAUGCCUCCCAAAUUCCAACCACAACAUUUUAUCCUACCUCAUCCACUUCCUGUGCAGAGUGGCCAUGCACAGCCAAUCAAAUCACAUGCCUGUGGAAAAUCUAGCCACCAUUUUCGGGCCUUGCAUAUUUCAUGUUCCAGCAGGACCCAGGAUGCUGGAGGAGCAAAGUGUGUCUAAUGCCCUGUUGCUCCACAUCCUCCGGCACCAGGUGGUUCUCCUUCCAGGCCCAGCUGAGGUCUCAGCAUCAGCUGCCUCUUACUCACCUCCUCCUCCCCUUUCUGCUCUCUCACACUUUGAGGUCCAACCCAGAAGCUGUGAGUCAGAGCGGAGCAGCAUGGGGGUGUUGGAGGAAGAGACUGCAAAAAUGGCUGUUGAGCAAACAAUUCAAAUGCAACCUGAAUUCAGCAGUCCCGACUCACUGCUGCAAGCUUGUGAAACCAGCUCUGACGUCAGCGCUGACAUUCAGACAUUGAUCUCAGACCUGACUGUUUUGGAGAAAUGCGAGGUGAUGACCAAAUCAGGCCGUGUGCUCUCCUGUCCCACUGACCCAGAGCAGGAAGACGCACCGCCACAGAGUGGACAGUCACAAGCCUUACCACUGGAGACUGAUUUAUCAGUGAAAGGGAUGCUUUCUCAGACGCCUUGGCUGACUCACAUUGAGAAGGAAAAGGAAGUAAAGAUGUCCCCAUCUUUUAAAGACACUUGUUAUUUGACUUCUGCUGAGGCAGGGCAGAGUUCAUCAUUUUCAAACUGCCACACAGGAAGUGAAUCACCAAGCAAAACCCAAAUGCAGAAUCAGGACACACAGAGCUUCUUGUGCUGCAUAAAGUACAAGAAAGAAGAGAAAGCAGCGGAAUCUCCAUGCAUGAGAAGCAAAAGAGAAGAAGGGGGAGGAUGUCAUGGCGCUCUUGACAGAGGCACAAGCAGCAGCUCUGACAGCCCGUCCCUUAAGCUUCAAGCCCUGGAGGCUGAUCCAGGACCCUUGCCUGAAUCUUUAGACCCCAAAGCACCGGAUCACCCACCUGCUCAACAGCAGUCUCUUUCCACGGAAGCACAGUGCCUUCAUCUGAGCCACGUGCUGCCCUUGUCACCACCUCAAGAUCUGCUUGACUCAUCUCCUUCUGCAAACAUCCAGUCUCCAUCCACACCAGACUCCAGCCCCGUGCUCUCCACUGCCUCUCGUUCCAGAGACGACGCCUCGCUGAGCUCACCGCUUUCCAGCCCCAGCCCCCUUCUGUCCUGUUUUAAGCCAGGCGACUGCCCUGUUCCCUCUCCGCGUUGUCCCAGCCUAAGCCACAGCCUGCGCUACAACCUAGACCCCGAGACCGCUCCGUCUCCACCCUGCUCACAGCAUAUACGCAUGGCUCGCUGCAGCGUCCACACAGAGCAGGACGAAGGUUCUGCGUCUGUCUCUGUGCUCAACAGACACAUUCACACCCUCAGAAAGAGGAUCAGAUGCUUUGAAGAGCAUUUUGAACAAGAGAGGCACUACAAGCCCGCUCACAACGACAAGACUGCACAUCCAGAGGUGGCCAAACUGAUGAAAGAGCUGAUCAAGAGUCGCAAGCAGCUCAAAGAGAUGAAGCUGAGACAGUCUGGAGGUUUCAGCCCCAGUUCUGAAACAUGCAGGACAAAUAUGGACCAGAGGGAAGCAGGACCAACUGGAACGGAGCUUCAGCAGCUCAAUAACAACAACAACCCCAAACCUAACGUGGAGGAAACUUUCAACUCCAUAACUAACCGGCUGAAGGAAAAACGGCAGGAGCUCGGCCUUCCUGACAGCAUCGAGGAGAUGUCUCACUUCCAGAUGAGCAUAGAGAAGACCUGUAUGCAGAAGUGUCUGUUGUAUUUUGAGGGUCUACAUGGACGCCCAAGUACCAGGCAGGAGCGCGUGCUGAUGAAACCUUUCUACGAUCGCUACCGUCUGCUCAAGCAGCUGCUUUCUCCUGCUUCUACGGCAGCCAUCACAACCAUUGAGGAAGAGGAGGGCUCUGAUGAUGAGUAUUUCAAACAACAAAGCCCCAAGCAGCAGCCACUUUGGUUGAAUACAAGCAGGUGUGUGUCCGCAGAUGAGUCGCAGUUUCCACCAUCUCUGGAAAUGUCUGAAACACCUCUGGUUUCUCCUCUGGAGGGAGUGGAAAGUGUCCAGUCUCAGAUUAUCGCUAUGGCAACACUACAUGAAGCAUCUAGACAGGAAUUACUAGAUCAUCUGAGGACGGUCCGAUUAGAGAAGCGGCGACUUCACCAAGCUCUACGGGAGUUUGAGGAACACUUUUACACACAGACUGGCAGGAUUUGUCAGAAGGAGGACCGGGGACCAAUGGCGGAGGAGUACUGCCAGUACAAGACCCUCAAAGCGAAGCUCCGCCUCCUGGAGGCUCUGCUCAGUAAACAAGACUCAACCAAGACGAGUUGAGUUACUCACAGUGGGACUUUUGUCUGUUUGUUAUUAUUAUUACCAGGAUAUGAUCAUUCCUGGAAAAGAAACAGUUCCUGAGGCCAGCCAGUUUUGUUCCAUGCCAUGCUUGUUGUGUAAAUGCACUUUACAUGAAGAAUACUGAUGGAAAUCAACUUUUAUUUCUUGGUCCCAAAAAAUCAUCCCUCAUAGUACAGGACAUAUUUUUUUAAAUGAUGUAGCAAAUGUACGCCAUGUAGCACGACUAAUGCAUAUUUCUCAAGGAUGAAGCACGGCAGCUUGAUGCUAUUUCCAGUUGAGCCAUUUAUAAAUACUUCAUGUAAUUAUGGCACUUUGUUACUCACUUUAUAACCUUGCCAGGAUAGUAUUUUUUUUUGUUUGUUCUUGAUGUAGAAACUGCAUUUGUAAAAAAAUAAAAAAAAAAGGAAAUGUGUACGUUAAAAUGCAGUGGGACAAUCUUGCGAUGUUUGUGCAUGUCAGGUUUUUAUUUUCCUACAUUGUGCUAUGGUAUGCAUUCAGAGUUUUAAAGUUCAUCUAAACUCGUCAAUUUAGAUGUUGAUCUCAGAUUUAAAAAAAAUGCAGUGAACCUAAGCAUAGUAGUGCAAGUCAUAUCUGCUGUCUAAUUUGUGUUUAACCCCCGCCCCAGGUAUUUUUUUUUUUUGUCUUUGUGAAGUUAAUCCCUUCCAAAUGCCUGUGUCAACAAUGAUCUAAGCUUUCACAUUGUGCACUUCUGGUUUAUAUAGUAUUCUGUAUAUUUAUAUAUCUAUAUGAAUGUAAUAGUAAAAAAUAAAUAUUUUUUCACAUCUAUUCGGCUG